Messenger RNA from Microthlaspi erraticum, 1290 nucleotides. Lineage: Eukaryota; Viridiplantae; Streptophyta; Magnoliopsida; Brassicales; Brassicaceae. The record is from the annotation of a GenBank genome assembly.
AUGUUAAUGGGCCACAACAAUUCCUUCAAUCGAAACCCUAACGCCGACGGAUUAAUGGGUCCAACCUCCAUAUCUCAAUCGGCGGCGAUGCAUCUCCGAUUGCCCUUCACCGGUCUCUCACCGCAUCAGCAUCAGCCUCAACCUCAACACCAUCAGCAGCAGCAGCAGCAACAACACCCUCAUCAUCAUCAUCCUCAACCUCACCAUCACCAUCAUCCUCAGCCGCAACAGCAGAUGGACCAGAAAACUCUCGAAUCUCUCGGAUUCGAGGGAUCGCCUUCCUCCGUCGCGACCCAGCAACAGUCGAUGCGAUUCGGGAUCGAGCAGCAGCAGCAACAGGCGAAGAAGAAGCGAGGACGACCUCGGAAGUAUGCUCCCGAUGGCAACAUUGGUCUCGCUUUGGCUCCUACAUCGCCUCUUCCUUCGGCUUCUAAUUCAUACGGCGGCGGCGGUGGUGGUGGUGGAGAUAGCGGCGGAGGAGCUAAUGCGAACUCUUCCGAUCCUCCACCUGCUAAACGUAAUAGAGGUCGUCCUCCUGGCUCCGGUAAGAAGCAGCUCGACGCUUUAGGAGGAACAGGAGGAGUUGGGUUUACGCCUCAUGUCAUUGAGGUCAAAACUGGAGAGGAUAUAGCAAUGAAGGUAGUGGAGUUUACGAAGCAAGGACCACGUGCGAUCUGUAUACUCUCAGCUACAGGAUCUGUGUCUAAUGUGAUGCUUGGUCAAACUACCAAUCAAGCUACCAACAAUUCUAAUGGAGUUGUUAAGUAUGAGGGCCGAUACGAGAUCAUUUCUCUGUCAGGAUCUUUCUUGAAUUCUGAGAGUAACGGUACUGUGACCAAAUCCGGUACUUUGAGUGUAUCUCUGGCUGGAUCUGAUGGUCGGAUUGUGGGUGGUCUUGUUGCUGGAAUGCUUGUAGCUGGAUCACAAGUCCAGGUCAUUGUGGGAAGCUUUGUACCAGACGUUAAGAAACAGAAACAAAGCGCGGGGCGUGCUCAGAAUACUCCUGAGCCAGCUUCAGCACCAGCCAAUAUGUUGAGCUUCGGCGGCGGCGGAAGCCCUCGGUCUCAAGGACAAGGACAAGGACAGCAACAUUCGAGCGAGUCAUCAGAGGAAAACGAAACUAAUUCUCCGUUGCACCAUGGAAGCAACAAUAACAACAACAACAACAACAACAACAACGACAAUCACGGACUAUUUGGAAACUCUACGCAGCAGCAGCAACCCAAGUACCCGAUGUCUAUGAUGUACCAUCAUCCUCAUCUCUGGCCGCCUGGCCACAAUCCUCAAUAA